Molecule: messenger RNA, 492 nt
Organism: Gossypium raimondii (Peruvian cotton)
Lineage: Eukaryota; Viridiplantae; Streptophyta; Magnoliopsida; Malvales; Malvaceae
Exons: 1
Coding region: 1-492 (163 amino acids)
Molecular function (GO): nucleic acid binding; RNA-DNA hybrid ribonuclease activity
Source: RefSeq, a predicted model, not a curated record
AUGGAGCUUCAAAUGCUAAGAAAUGGGAUUGGGGCAAUCCUGAUAUCCCCAAAUGAAGACCACUAUCCUGUUACUAGUAAAUUGGAUUUUGAUUGCACAAAUAAUAUGGCCGAAUAUGAAGCGUGCAUCAUGGGCAUCCGUGCAGCCAUAGAACGUAAAAUUAAGACGUUAGAGGUAUAUGGGGAUUCUGCAUUGGUAAUAUACCAACUCAAGGGUGGAUGGGAGAAGAGAGACCUCAAAUUAAUCAGUUAUCGAAAGUUGGUCCUCGAAUUGACGGAAGAGUUUGAUGACAUUGCUUUCCACUAUCUCCCACGAGAUGAGAACCAGAUGGCUGAUAUUUUAGCCACUCUAGCUUCCAUGAUCAAGGCGAAUAAGCUAGAAGAUAUGGAGCCUAUCCAGAUGAGCAUUUAUGAAACCCCGGCUCAUUGCUACAAUAUGAGGAAGAGAAAAAUUUUAGUCAUCCUUGGUACCAAGACAUAUUGCAAUAUGUGA